AUGCCGUAUUUCACAUCCAGCGAAGAGUGGCAGCGCCAAUCAGCCUUGCUGCUACAAGCCCGUCCAACCACCACGCGCAUAACAACAAAAUACCACAUACCCUCCGCCGACUCCAUCUCUACAAAACCUGCCUCAACAACAGACGCUUCCACCACACCUUCAGAACCCAAACAACCAAUCGCCCUUCUCGAGUUAAAAACCUACGAUCCAGUGUCUGGCACAACGCUAAAGUACAAGACCGACAAGGCUGCAGAGGUUGGCAGGUUGAUUGCUGCAAUGGGCACGUUGGGAAGAGAGAUGGCUGCACUGCCAGAGUUGAAGCAGGAUGUUGCCAUGGUUGAUGCGCCGGCUGAGGGAACAGAGACACCUGUGGAAGCUGCUGCUCCCGCGCCGACACAACAAAGUACAGCAGGCAAGAAGAAGAAGAAGGGCAAGAAGUGA
Molecule: messenger RNA, 441 nt
Organism: Aureobasidium melanogenum CBS 110374
Lineage: Eukaryota; Fungi; Ascomycota; Dothideomycetes; Dothideales; Saccotheciaceae
Exons: 2
Coding region: 1-441 (146 amino acids)
Biological process (GO): SRP-dependent cotranslational protein targeting to membrane
Cellular component (GO): signal recognition particle, endoplasmic reticulum targeting
Molecular function (GO): 7S RNA binding
Source: RefSeq, a predicted model, not a curated record